AUGGAUCAUUGGUGUAAAUUUAGCAUCGGACGUCAGUACAUUCAUAACAUAUUUAAGCUAUUGGCUCUGUGGUCUACCAGCAUAAGCUUUAGAUUUGUCAACACAACAAGUCUUACCCAGAAGAGGAAGGAAGAUCUCACAGAAGGGAUGGCAUGCAAGCUAAUUGUUAUACUUGCAUUCAUCACUCUAACUGCUUCAUACAGAAUAAACAUGAGAGGUGGAAGAUGCCUGUGCCUUCAGACUACAGAUAAAAUUGUGUUCGGUCACACACAAAUCAAGACCAUAGAAAUCUUCCCUGAAUCUACCUCUUGCGAAAAUGUGGAAAUAAUUGUAAGUUUGAAAACUGGCAGACAAAUAUGCCUGGAUCCCAAAGCAACGCAGAUUAAAACAAUCUUCCAGCAGCUCAUCAGGAAGAAGGGAAAGAAAAAUAAUAAACCCAGCAUCUGAUUUUUCAUCAAGAAAACGAACACAAAGAGCAAAAGCAUAGGAGUCGUUCCUAAGUUAAAGCUAUGAUUCAAAAUAUGCAAUUAAGCCUUCGGCUGACAUAGUAUCUAUCUAUCUAUCUAUCUACA
Gavialis gangeticus (Gharial) is the source of this 572-nucleotide messenger RNA. Its product is annotated as interleukin-8-like. The record is from RefSeq and is a predicted model, not a curated record. Bases 1 to 447 code for a protein of 148 amino acids. Gene Ontology annotation, cellular component: extracellular region. Gene Ontology annotation, biological process: inflammatory response; antimicrobial humoral immune response mediated by antimicrobial peptide; neutrophil chemotaxis. Lineage: Eukaryota; Metazoa; Chordata; Crocodylia; Gavialidae. The transcript is spliced from 5 exons. Gene Ontology annotation, molecular function: chemokine activity; CXCR chemokine receptor binding.